Cadophora gregata is the source of this 414-nucleotide messenger RNA. It is a transcript of the gene HTB1, whose product is annotated as histone H2B. Gene Ontology annotation, molecular function: protein heterodimerization activity; DNA binding; structural constituent of chromatin. Lineage: Eukaryota; Fungi; Ascomycota; Leotiomycetes; Helotiales; Ploettnerulaceae. The transcript is spliced from 4 exons. The record is from RefSeq and is a predicted model, not a curated record. Gene Ontology annotation, cellular component: nucleosome. The coding region runs from base 1 to 414 and encodes 137 amino acids. Gene Ontology annotation, biological process: nucleosome assembly.
AUGCCACCCAAGGCCGCAGACAAGAAGCCCGCCGCUGCUAAGGCACCAGCUUCGAAGGCACCAGCUACCAAGAGCGAGGCAGGCAAGAAGACCAGUGCAACCGGCGAGAAGAAGAAGCGCACGAAGACGAGAAAGGAGACUUAUAGCUCUUACAUCUAUAAAGUCCUCAAGCAAGUCCACCCAGACACUGGUAUCUCCAACCGUGCCAUGUCAAUUUUGAACUCCUUCGUCAAUGACAUCUUCGAGCGUGUCGCCACCGAGGCAUCUAAGCUUGCCGCCUACAACAAGAAGUCCACCAUUUCAUCCCGCGAGAUCCAAACCUCUGUCCGCCUCAUCCUUCCCGGCGAACUUGCUAAGCACGCUGUUUCGGAAGGUACCAAGGCUGUCACCAAGUACUCCUCAUCAACGAAAUAA